AUUCAACGAAACACUUCACCGGAGCCCCAACCUUCACCUUUACUUUUGUCAACACAAAGAGAGUGAGAUCUACACAAAAAAAGGGAAAAAAUCCCAAUAGGAAACCCUAAUUCUUCGAAUUGAUUUGAACCGAGAGCUUAAUAAGGAUGAGCGAUUUCAAUCUCGCUCUGGUAAUCGUCGCCAUAGUCGUUUGUGUACUAGUGUUCCUUUUCAAUAUCUACCUCCUCGUUAAUUACCAGCACCCGGAUGACGCUAACCAAGCCUAUUUCCCCAAAUUCGUGGUUGUUUUUGGGCUCUCCGUCGCUGCCAUUUCCAUACUCAUGUUACCGGCUGAUGUCGCCAACCGGCAGGCAUGUAGGCACGCGAUAUACAACGGCGCGUGUAAUCUCACCUUGCCUAUGAAAGAUCUCUGGCUCGCCAUUUAUAUCGUAGAUGCCGUGCUCGUUUUCUUUGUAAUCCCGUUUGCCAUGUUCUUCUACGAAGGAGACCAGGAUAAGAGUGUUGGCAAACGGAUAAAGAGCGCGUUGCUAUGGGUUGUGACAACUGCAAUAGUUUGUGCACUCCUUCUUGGCAUACUAUAUGGGCUAGUUGGAAAGGUAGAUUUUACAGUUAGGCACCUGUCUUCUGACACUACUAAUUUCCCCAGUAAUUGGGAUUUCACUAGCAGUCAGCCAUGUAUUGGUGGAUCUGGUGCACAAGCUGUGUCGUGCUCAGCAUAUACUGCUAGUGCAUCUUCGGAGAAAACAUGGACUAUGCGCACUACAUUUCCAGAAUAUGUUGUUGCUCUUGCUACAAUUGUUGGAUCUGUUCUUUUCUCGAUAUUUGGUGGUGUAGGUAUUGCUUGUUUGCCUCUUGGGCUUAUCGCGUCAUUUAUACGCCGUCCAAAAGCUGUUAUCACUCGCUCACAGUAUAUUAAGGAAGCUACUGAACUUGGUAAAAAGGCAAGAGAACUGAAGAAAGCAGCUGAUGCACUUCAUCAGGAAGAAAGAAGCGGUUCAAAGGGUCGAAAGUGGCGUAAAAAUGUUAAGUCUGUGGAAAAGGAAUUGCUUCAACUGGAAGAAGAUGUAAAGCUACUGGAAGAGAUGUACCCUCAAGGAGAAAAGGCUGAAACAUCCUGGGCCUUGACUGUUCUUGGAUACUUGGCAAAACUUGUGUUGGGAAUCCUAGGGUUAAUUGUUUCAGUGGCUUGGGUUGCUCAUAUUGUCAUAUACCUUCUGAUUGAUCCACCUCUUUCUCCCUUCCUGAAUGAGGUUUUCAUCAAGUUGGAUGAUAUAUGGGGUCUUCUGGGUACAGCAGCAUUUGCAUUCUUUUGCUUCUACCUUCUUCUUGCCGUGAUUGCUGGUGCAAUGAUGCUUGGUCUGAGAUUAGUUUUCAUUACUAUCCAUCCUAUGAAGUGGGGAGCUACUCUAAUGAACUCUUUUCUGUUCAAUGUGGGACUUAUUCUUUUGUGCUCUAUAAGUGUCAUACAGUUCUGUUCUACAGCAUUUGGGUACUAUGCUCAGGCGACCGCUGCCCAGGAGAUAUUCGGCCAUACACUGCAAUCUCUUCGUGGAAUUAAAUAUUUGUACAAGUACAACGUAUUUCAAAUUGCGUUCAUCAUUCUAGCUGGGUUGACCUUCGUGUAUUAUAUUGCAUUUGGGUGGAGGAGAAAAAAGCCUAGCGGCAAAUUCCAACUUUCAUCUUAAGAAGGUUUUCCACGGAAGAUGAAGCAUCCUCUCGAGCCAUCAGAAUUCUCCGUUUAUCAUCCUUACUGGAGUGUGUUUCGUUAUGCGCGGAUGACAACAUCCUGGUUUUGCCGUAAUGUGGAAGGUUUAAAUGUUAUAUGUAAGUCCCGUCCGAUUUUAAAUUCGAGUGCUGCUACUGCUUGUCUUGAUGCUUUGCUUUCCUCUCCUUUUGUAUCUAUUUGCUAUUUUUUUUUAUUUGAUUAAUGCUUACACAUUUUGGCUUGGGCAUGUAAUUGAGAUAAUACUUGAGAGUUGAUUCAUGAGAACGGGGUUUUGUCGAACUCGUUUUCAUGUAAUUGUAACCUUUAUGGAGAACAGAAAUAGUUAAAAGAGCAAAUUUAUUAUUUUGUUGGAAACAUACGGAAAUUCCCAGAUAGUGUGCUUGGGAUUUGAA
Messenger RNA from Hibiscus syriacus, 2118 nucleotides. Its product is annotated as LIMR family protein At5g01460-like. The record is from RefSeq and is a predicted model, not a curated record. Lineage: Eukaryota; Viridiplantae; Streptophyta; Magnoliopsida; Malvales; Malvaceae. Bases 147 to 1685 code for a protein of 512 amino acids. The transcript has 14 exons.